AUGACAAUGAACCGGACGACGAGCUUCUUGUUGUUAUCAAAUGAGCUGUUUUACCAUCAUAUUUUCAUCUAUCUGUGCUCGAUCGACAUUUUCGAGGCAUUUUAUGAAACUGGAAAUAUCCGUCUAGCUUCUCUGGCUCGAAUGUACAUUAAACAUGUUGAUUUGGCGAGUGCGUCUAUUGUUGCUGCACAUGAGUGGAUACGUUUCACAGAAGAUCGAAUUUUAUCGCUUCGCAUCAGCAGCGAUCAUCUCGAUGAUCGCCUUUUCCCAAUUCUUUCGAAACUCGCCCGUGUCGAUUUGUUGAUGACAGCGUCACCAAGCAAUGCACCGGAUAUCACUUAUUUGAUUACAAUGAAUAAAUUAAAAUCAUUCUCGAUUCGUUUUUCUCCAACCAAUCGACCUAAAAGAAUUCCAAAACUGGCGUCAUUGAUCUGGCAUUCGGAUUGUUCUGUAGAACAUUUUUCUACUUGGAAUUCAUUCGUAUUGGUCAAAAAAGAUCUGUUUCCAACGUCAUCAUGCUCUUUGAUGAUCAAUAAACACAUCACUCGUCUGUCACUGGACUUAAGUCAUCUUGGUCUUGCACUUGCGUUAAUGCCAUACGUACCUGCCCUUGAACACUUCGAGAUUCGUCUAUAUGAUAUACGUCUACAAUAUUCAACGAUGACGUCGGAAUUUCUACAAGGACGAACGUGGAGCGCGAAAGUCAAAUCGUUACAUGUGAUUGCUUAUGAUCAACUAGUGAAUACAAAAAGCUUUUGCGGGUUUGUGAAGUUGUUCGCUUGCUCGCUUGAGCAUUUAUCAUUCUACAUUGGUACACAACAGUGUUAUCUCAUGCUUGGACGACGUUCAUUUGAGCGACAUCUUCUCUCUCAUUUACCAAGUUUGAAACAGCUUAAUUUCUGUGUCUACAGUGGAUUGAUGAAUUCAGACGACGAUCGUCGUCAAACAUUUGACAGCUGGACAAAAACACAAGUCAUUUCAAUUUUUCACAGACGUCAAAGUCAUACACGAUUCACAUUACCAUUUGUCUUUGAUCGCUCAGGAGUCCAUCUCACACUAAACGAUUGUAUCGGAUUGCCUUCCAUCACGAACUUUCCAGUACCCCAUUGCGUUUUAAUACCUGCUACUAUUUCGACGGGCCCGAAUCCGACGGCUUCAGCGAUAUCUUUCAUAACUUUAGGGUAUUGUCCAUAG
This is a messenger RNA of Adineta ricciae, 1194 nucleotides long. Lineage: Eukaryota; Metazoa; Rotifera; Eurotatoria; Adinetida; Adinetidae. The record is from the annotation of a GenBank genome assembly.